Penicillium brasilianum is the source of this 2562-nucleotide messenger RNA. The record is from the annotation of a GenBank genome assembly. Lineage: Eukaryota; Fungi; Ascomycota; Eurotiomycetes; Eurotiales; Aspergillaceae.
AUGACGAGCUCUGCAGACGUGAUUAUUUUGUCAUCGUCUCCGAGUACUUCACCGAGUGUUCCGACGAGACUCUCCAGCAACACCGCGACGACGACAUCUUCUACCCCAUCCCCGUCGGAACUGUUCCUACCCCCAUCGCGCUCUCGGUUCUUCGACGUGCCCGUUAGGAAAGACGACGCGUCUAAGAAGCAACGGCCCACAACGACAAAGACCGGUCCUUCGGAGCCCAAAAAGAAGGUUGCUGCGAGCAAACCGCGACAGAAGGCGAAGAAGGUUACCAAUGAGCCGACACACGACGUUAUCGAAGACCUAGAGCCCGAAUCCCUUGAUUCCAGGAAAAACGUUGCGAAGAAGACCGCGGUGUCCCAGAAAGGUCGCUCAAAGACGGGAGCACAUAAAAAGACCGGCAAUUUAAAAAUAGCUGGCAAGGUCACCAAAGCGAGCAAGAGUAACGACGCCCAAACGAAGCCUGCGAAGAAGGCUGGUCAGAAGGUGGCGACGGUGCGAUCGACCCCUGUUGACUCAAUAGAAGCCUCCGAACCGAAUGCAUCAUCUAAUUACGUGGGCAAAGAUGAGGCCCUGCAUCUGGACGAAGCUAUGACAAGACGUCGGGACUGGACACCACCUAGAGAGACGUUCCCUAAGCCGGUCGACGAGAUUGAUAACGGGUUCAUUCUUAACGAGAACCGUGAAUUUAGCGUAAAAGGGGGAUCUGGAAUUCUCGCAGAUUACAACUACUCCGCAUCCAGUUCAGAUGCACGAGAAAUCAAUGCAAAUGAAGGAGGUCCAACAAAACGAAGGAGAAUCGAGCUCGUGGACCCCCAAUGCCAACCCCUGCGCAGCCGCAGUUCAAGAGAGGACACUAUUGACAAAGGAGAUACAUCAUCAUCGUCUGGUCGACAGCCAAAACGGAAACCGAAAACCAAGAAGCGGUUUACCACCCUGACAGCUCGGAUCACAGCUCAGUAUACAUCGAACAAUGUCGAGGAGGAUCUUUCGGCAGACGACAUCACGCAAUACACCAUUAAAUCAAAGCCUCGAGGAAGCAAGAACGAAACAACCGGCAAAACCCCGGAAUUGAUUGUGCUUUCUCCAGAGGCAGCUUUCAAGGCGUUGGACCAGCAGGAUGUCGUCUUCGGUACUUGUAGCCAGCUGGAAAGAGACGAUUCGCCGGAGACAUUACGACAAAUGCAGCGGGCUAUUCGUGCAUCAGAAACCUUGGCUUUUGGGGAGGGAGUUCUAGGCUUCUCGCCGGCCCUUGGGCAGACUUCAAGAAGCCAAUCCGCAUCAGGUUCCAUUUCUCGAUUCACUGGCGCCAGGGAUUUGUGGAGCGUUGCUGGCCGAGACACCGGAGGUUCUUCGGUCCGCGCCGAAAAUGUGGACAACAUUGAUUUGACGGAGGCAUACUCUGUCGGCAAGAAGAAUAAUAAUUCGUCUCAAAGAACCUCAAAAUUAGAUGUCUCUGAUGAUGAGUGGUUGGAACUUGACAAUGAAAAGGCUGGUACUUCACGAGGUAAAGGUUUGCCAUCCACGAACCCCUUGGAGCCACCAGCCGAACCCAAUCCUCCAAGCGCUGUUUUGCUUGCACCGGCUGUGCAAGAUGCGCAGCCGACAGCAAUUAAAAGUCAGCAAACGACGGUGGCUUCGCAACAGGUCUCUAUGCCACAGUAUAGUGGGUUCACAGAUGCGGAGCUUUCGAGGCAGGUCGCUGCAUAUGGUUUCAAGUCUGUAAAAGGACGGAAGAAGAUGAUCGACCUGCUUCAGAAGUGCUGGGAGUCCAAGCAUGGCAAAGCUAGCCAACCUGUUGAAGUCUCUUCUGAACCCCAAUCAGUAUCACAUGCUGCGGUCCCAACCGUCGCGCCUUCUCAAACCACAUCGAGUCCCAAAUCCAAGUCCAAGGGGAAGACGAAAGCUGAAAAGACUGCGCCUACGUCCACUUCCACAUCAACGGAGGCUGCUACGCGAGCGGAGACUGUCGUGGUAACCAGCCCAAAAAGAAACCAGCAACCCUCAAAAGUCGGACGCCCCCCACCCUCUUCGUACAUAGAUAUCGAAGAAAUCCAAGACUCGGAGGACGAGGUCUUUCUGUCACCGAGCCAGGUACAAAAGCGCUAUACCGAAAUCUUCUCCAACGCCACGACUUCAGGCCAAGUCCGUCCUUUGGAAAUCCUGACUAAAGACCGGCUGCAAACUCCCACCAAACCCAAGGCAUCUGCCUCGAAGAUACCAAGCAUUCAACAACCAUCGUCAUCUGCCGCUGUCGCCAAGACGGAUGAGCUACCAACCACCGAGCGCACUAGCUUGUUGGACAUAUCCAUCCAGAUCACCAAGGCGGUUCGUGCCCAGCCCCAGCUCUUGACCUCCGGCAGCCGGAGUCGGCCAACCUGGCACGAGAAGAUACUCAUGUACGAUCCCAUCGUUCUUGAAGACUUCACAUCUUGGCUAAAUGUCGAAGGGCUCGGUCUCGUUGGCGAGGAUCGUGAGGUUGGUACGGCGACUGUGAGGGACUGGUGUGAGGGCAAGGGGAUCUGUUGCUGCUGGAAGAAGAAUGCAAGCUGGUGA